Molecule: messenger RNA, 1235 nt
Organism: Hylaeus volcanicus
Lineage: Eukaryota; Metazoa; Arthropoda; Insecta; Hymenoptera; Colletidae
Gene: Use1
Product: vesicle transport protein USE1
Exons: 6
Coding region: 372-1130 (252 amino acids)
Biological process (GO): retrograde vesicle-mediated transport, Golgi to endoplasmic reticulum
Cellular component (GO): SNARE complex; endoplasmic reticulum
Molecular function (GO): SNAP receptor activity
Source: RefSeq, a predicted model, not a curated record
UAAUAACGAAAGACGUUUACCGAUAAAGUUAGUUACUCGUGGUUGACUGAAAAAAUGCAUUUUGUACAUAGAGUACUGGUUCAUUUAAAUACAGCAAAUUGUUAUCAUCUAGUGACGAAUUCGUAGCGGUAUAUUUAAAAUUCAAUUGCAGUCAAUUUUAGACGAUCAUAUGGAAUACAUGAUAAUUUUUCUAUCUCUAAUUUGUGAUCGUCUAAUUCUAUGAUAAUUACAACUGAAUUCAAAUUUCGAUAAUGAAUUGUUUCCGAAAUCUCGAAUUAAAGUGGCAUAAACUGGUGUAAAAAAACAUAUGACUGUUAGUUGACAAGUACUACUUAUAUACAUUUCAAACCAGUUCUUAGAUAUUUUGAAAAAUGACUUUAAUGUCAAGAGAAGAAAUUAAUGUUAGACGACUUUUAGCAAGAUGCGAAUUAAUGGCAAAAGAUGAUCCACAUAAAGAUUGGAAACUUGAAAAGUAUAUACUUGCUUUAGAUGAUAUGAUAAAGCAACUCCAAACAUUACCCAAUAAACCAUCUAAAGAUACAUUGAUGAGUUAUAUUACGAGAAUAGAUUUCUUAAAAGGAUUAAUAAAUACCACAAAACUCACAAAUCCAGUUGACAGAGUAGUAGCAGUACAAAUGUUAUCAAAAAAUUCUGUAACAUUCAACGAUUCAUUGAGCCCAAACAUAACAACGCAAAUACAUCAGAAAACUUCAGCAAAAUAUAAUAGAGAAUUACGAAACGAAUUAUUUUAUACUGAUAAAGGGUCAUUGGAAGAUGGUGUAAGACAAAGAUUAUCUAGUACAAGUAUGCAAGAUGAUGAUUUAGAUAUGCUUUUAAAAUACAACAGAAAUAUUCAAGAGAAAAUUGCAGAGAAUAUGCUUUCAAUGACUAGUAGCAUGAAAGAACAUGCUUUAGCAGCAAACGCUAUUAUAAAAAAAGAUAUCAGUUUACUUGAAAAAUCUGAUAAGCUAACCGAUUUAAAUACAGCUAAAUUAAAAACAGAAUCAUUAAAACUGCAAGAACAUACUUCAUCGCACUGGCGAUGUUGGAUGUGGGUGAUGAUAGCAUUUGUUUUAGUUGUAUUUUUCAAUAUGGUAUUAUUCAUAAAGGUUGCAAAAAAGAGGGUUUAGGUUUUAAUACAUGGGUCAAUGUAUAUAAAAUGUAUUUAAAAGAAUGUAACUCAAUUCUGUUUCUGUCAGUAAAUAAAUCUUUGAGGCGACUUUAUAACCCUGUAU